UUUGUUCAUGACGUGUCCGGAAGUGUUAAGGGGAAAUAAGCGACCGAGCGCCCAAACAGCUGGUUAGUGUUAAACAUGACGCGGUGACGGUACUGGUGUAUAAUAUAAUAUAAUAUAAUAUAAUAUAAUAUCAUAUCAUUUUAUUUAAUAUAUUUAUCAGAGUAAAUACACCGGGUGUACGCGCGUUCUGAGGAAGAUACAGGAGGAACCGAACAUGAUGACGGAGUGCGAGCCCACCGACGCCGAGAGCGCGAGCGCGGCGUUGAGCGUGAGGCGCGUGCCGGAGGCGGGGUUAGUGCGCGCGCUGCCCGGCGGAGCUCAGCGGCUCUGCGGCUCCACGGAGUCCGUGCUCACCGAGCUGGGGGGGGAGGGGGAGGGAGAGGAGGAGGAGGGAGAGGACGGGGAGGACGGGGAGGACGCGCUGCUCUUACCGGGAACAGCGACCUGCGGCUCGGCCUCAUCCUCAUCCUCACCCGCCCGGACCGCCAGGGAACACCGGGAACACCGGGAACACCGGGCACGGAGGAACAGGCACAGCUCAUCAUCAGACAGAGAGAACCUGGCCUCUCCCGGAAACAGCAGUGGUGAGUUUAAUCAUUUUCCAGAGGACCCGGUGUUUGGUGAGAUCAUCCAGCGGGCGGAGCAGGCCAUCGAGAGCGGCGUGUUCCCCGAGAGAAUCUCGCAGGGCUCCAGCGGCAGCUACUUCGUCAAAGACUCUAAAGGGAAGACCAUCGGCGUGUUCAAGCCCAAGUCGGAGGAGCCGUACGGUCACCUGAACCCCAAGUGGACCAAAUACUUCCACAAGCUGUGCUGCCCCUGCUGCUUCGGCCGCGGCUGCCUCGUCCCCAACCAGGGCUACCUCUCCGAGGCGGCCGCCUCGCUUGUCGACCAAAAGCUCAGCCUGGGUGUCGUCCCAAAGACCAAGGUUGUGUCUCUGGCCAGUGAGACGUUCCACUAUAACGCUAUCGAUCGAGCCAAAUCCCGCGGGAAGAAGUACGCUCUGGAGAAAGUGCCCAAAGUGGGACGUCGCUUCCACAGAGUGGGCCUGCCCCCUAAGGUGGGCUCCUUCCAGCUGUUCGUCGAAGGCUAUCAGGAGGCAGACUUUUGGCUGAGGAGGUUUGAGGCGGAUCCUCUGCCGGAGAACACCAGGAAGCAGCUGCAGUCCCAGUUCGAGAGACUGGUAGUGCUGGAUUACGUCAUCAGGAACACGGACAGAGGAAACGAUAACUGGCUGAUUAAAUAUGAGAAAGCUGGAGAUGCAGAACAAUCAGUGAAGGACUGUGAGUGGAGUGAACAUAAAGAGUGUGUGAUUCAGAUCGCUGCGAUAGAUAACGGCCUGGCCUUCCCCUUUAAACAUCCUGACGAGUGGAGGGCAUACCCGUUUCACUGGGCGUGGCUCCCUCAGGCUAAAGUGCCGUUCUCUCAGGAGACAAGAGAGCUGGUUCUGUCUCGGAUCUCUGACAUGAACUUCGUGCAGGACCUGUGUGAGGAUCUCUACGAGCUCUUUAAGGCGGAUAAAGGCUUUGAUAAAGACAUGUUUGAGAAGCAGAUGUCCGUAAUGAGAGGACAGAUCCUGAACCUGACCCAGGCGCUGAAGGACGGGAAGAGCCCGCUCCAGCUGGUGCAGAUGCCCCGUGUGGUGGUGGAGCGCAGUCGCGGUGGAGGACAGGGACGGGUGGUGCAGUUAGGGAACGCCUUCACACAGACGUUCCACUGCAAAAGACCGUUCUUCACUUCCUGGUAGUGGAGGAACCUCAGAAAGAUGGAGUGGAGUGUGAAGACCCGUGAUGAACGUUCCAGCACCAAGAGAUCUACUGGGUGGCUGUUUGCUUCAUUCUUUUUAGGGAUGGAUUCUGGAGCAGUUAGGAACCUUCCCACACACUUCAUUCCAUAAAACCCUUCUUCACCAAGAAAUGAUGGUCAAGAAGGUCAAGAAUCCUGUUUUCAGAUUAAAUAAAAGUAUAAGUGGCCUUUUUUUCAGGGGGGGGAAAAAUUUGAGGUGGACCAUCACUGCAAAAGGUUCUUCUCCAGUUCCUAAUGAUCUGGAACCACUAGAUGAAGCUCCUGUGAAAAUUCCGCUCAAGAUCUUACGGUUUGUCUGCAUGGAAUCCAAAUAGUUCUACACUGGGGGCUUAUUUUUAAUAUAUAUAUUAAAAAAGAUAAAGGAAAUAUUUGGGUGUGUUUCCGAUCAAAAGUAUCCUUCAAAUCAAAGACCAUCUCCUCGGGUUCCUCUCGUGUUUAGGAGAGACAGUUGAAGUAAUUAUGGACAUAAAAGAGCAGAGAACGUCCUAAUUUGACAGAACUGAUUUUUCUUCUGGUGGUGUUGGCGGUGAAGCACCAGGGUCAGGGAACAGGGUGGCAGUGAGAUGUGGAGAGUUCUUUUUCUUCUUCUUCUCCUGAAGGUUUUUCUUACAGUUUCAGCUCGACACGCUGCAUCGAAUAUUAAAAAGGAGGGAAAAACUGCCAAUUUUAUAUGAUGUAACAUUUACGUUUGAAGGACGAAGAAUAAACGUUUAUGAAAAUUGAACAUUUUGCUUGAAUGUAACCUGCAAGUUUAUAUCUCACACCGAUUCUCGCUGGUGUCUCGAGUCGAGGCACGGCUGGAGUUUUGAUACGCUUUGAAUGUAUUUAAUGCUGUUAAUGGGAAUGUGGCUGGUCAAUCUCUCUCACACACACACACACACACACACACAUGCACUGAUGAAACAGAAUCAUGCUAAUUUAAAACGUAUGCAUUGUGGACUUUACAUUCAUGCUGUACGGUUGAUGAAGAAACUUUACUUUUAAGUGAGAAGUCAAUAAAAUAAAAUGUGUAUUAAAUUAUAAA
This is a messenger RNA of Clarias gariepinus (North African catfish), 2827 nucleotides long. It is a transcript of the gene pi4k2b, whose product is annotated as phosphatidylinositol 4-kinase type 2 beta. Gene Ontology annotation, biological process: phosphatidylinositol phosphate biosynthetic process; Golgi organization; endosome organization. The coding region runs from base 215 to 1744 and encodes 509 amino acids. The transcript is spliced from 10 exons. Gene Ontology annotation, molecular function: 1-phosphatidylinositol 4-kinase activity. The record is from RefSeq and is a predicted model, not a curated record. Lineage: Eukaryota; Metazoa; Chordata; Actinopteri; Siluriformes; Clariidae. Gene Ontology annotation, cellular component: plasma membrane; endosome; lysosomal membrane.